Messenger RNA from Melanotaenia boesemani (Boeseman's rainbowfish), 2373 nucleotides. RefSeq names its product extracellular calcium-sensing receptor-like. The record is from RefSeq and is a predicted model, not a curated record. Gene Ontology annotation, biological process: G protein-coupled receptor signaling pathway. Lineage: Eukaryota; Metazoa; Chordata; Actinopteri; Atheriniformes; Melanotaeniidae. Gene Ontology annotation, cellular component: membrane. The coding region runs from base 1 to 2373 and encodes 790 amino acids. Gene Ontology annotation, molecular function: G protein-coupled receptor activity. The transcript has 9 exons.
AUGGUUUAUGCUCUGCUUUUCUUUUGUUUGUUUGUUUUGUUUUGCUUCUAUGUCUGCUUGAUCUUGAUAUCAUCCUUUUUCUUGUCAGACUCUUCUCCUCUUUUUACAUCUUGCAAAUUGAGAAGACAGUUUCACCUCAAUGAAAUGCACUGGCCUGGUGAUGUGAUUCUAGGAGGACUGUUUGAAGUCCAUUACACCUCUUUCUUCCCUGAGCUCACAUUUACCUCAAAACCACAUAAGCUCAGCUGUCAGGGCUUUGACCCUCCAGGAUUUAGGCAUGCUAUGACUAUGGCUUUUGCUAUUGAUGAGAUCAACAAAAACCCCAACCUGCUUCCUAAUGUGACUCUGGGAUACAGCCUUUAUGACAACUGUGCUACACUUGUAAUUGGAUUCAGUGCUGCGUUAUCUCUGGCCACUGGUCGAGAGGAACAAUUUUUGCUACAAGACAACUGUUUUGGUAGCCCCCCAGUGCUGGGGAUUGUGGGUGAUCCCUUCUCAACAUUUUCUAUUGCCACCUCUGAUGUUAUAGGUUUAUUCAGAUUGCCUCUUGUGAGUUACUUUGCUACAUGUUCCUGCCUAAGUGAUCGCCAAAGGUUUCCAUCUUUCUUUAGAACUAUUCCAAGUGAUUCUUUCCAGGUGCAUGCCAUGAUUCAGAUUUUAAAACGCUUUGGCUGGACGUGGGCUGGUCUGCUGGUCAGUGAUGAUGACUAUGGACUCCAUGUUGCCCAGUCAUUUCAAACAGAGUUGGUUCAGUCUGGUGGGGGAUGUCUGGCUUACUCAGAGAUUUUACCCUGGGGUGAAAACCAAGCUGAAUUCAGAAGGAUUGUGGAAGUGAUGAAGAAGUCCACAGCUCGUGUGGUAAUCGUCUUUGCACAUCAGAUACACAUGAUUCAGUUAAUGGAAGAGGUAAGGCAGUUUUGGGAACAUACUUUUAAGUGCAGAUUUGCUCCACCUCCAGCUGGUUGGGUGGAAGCUGGUGGAGCUCUGUGCACUGGAGAAGAAGAUCUUGAGACUGUGGAAACUGAGUUUUUGGAUGUCUCAAACCUCAGGCCUGAGUACAAUAUUUACAAGGCUGUGUAUGCACUGGCAUAUGCCCUUAAUGACAUGCUGCAGUGUGAGCCAGGGAGAGGGCCUUUUGAUAGGUACAGCUGGGCUUCUUUACAACGACUGGAGCCCUGGCAGCUCAUGUAUUACUUGGAAAAGGUCAACUUUACAACAUCAUUUGGAGAUCAAGUGUCAUUUGACAAGAAUGGCGAUGCUUUACCUAUAUAUGACUUCAUGAACUGGCUGUGGCUCCCUGAUGGAGGAACUAAAGUUCAGAAUGUGGGGGUUGUUAAAAAGACAACAUUCAGCGGAGAAGAACUCACACUUGAUGAAAACAAAAUUUUCUGGAACUUUGACUCCAAUCACCUGCCUCGAUCAGUGUGCAGUGAGAGCUGUCCUCCAGGUACCCGCAUGGCCAGAAAAAAAGGACAGCCUAAGUGCUGUUUUGACUGUGUCCCAUGUUCUGAAGGAAAGUUCAGUAACACAACAGAUUCUGUGGAGUGCAUCAGUUGUCCAGAGGAUUUCUGGUCCAGCACUCAGCAUGACCACUGCAUUCCUAAAAUAACAGAGUUCCUGUCCUAUCAUGAACCUCUGGGUAUCUGCUUGACAACUGCUUCAUUGCUGGGAACAUUUAUUUGUACUGUUAUUUUAGGGAUCUUCACCUGCCACCGCAGCACACCUGUGGUACGAGCCAAUAACUCAGAACUGAGCUUCCUGCUUUUAGUGUCACUCAAACUGUGUUUCCUGUGUUCACUGCUUUUCAUUGGACGACCCAGACUGUGGACGUGCCAACUGAGACAUGCAGCAUUUGGGAUCAGCUUUGUGCUUUGUGUGUCAUGCAUCCUGGUUAAAACCAUGGUGGUGUUGGCUGUAUUCAAAUCCUCCAAGUCGGGAGGUGGAGCCAAUCUCAAGUGGUUUGGUGCGAUGCAGCAGAGAGGAACAGUUUUUGUUCUUACUUGUGUUCAAGCAGCAAUCUGCACUGUAUGGAUUGCCACAGCCUCGCCAGUCCCCCAUAAAAACACACAAUACCACAAUGACAAGAUAAUUUAUGAGUGUGUUGUUGGGUCUACAAUAGGUUUUGCAUUGUUACUGGGCUAUAUUGGCUUACUUGCUGUCAUCAGUUUCCUGCUUGCAUUUCUGGCAAGGAAUCUGCCAGACAGUUUUAAUGAGGCUAAACUCAUCACAUUCAGCAUGCUGAUAUUCUGUGCUGUGUGGGUGGCCUUUGUUCCUGCUUAUAUUAACUCUCCAGGCAAAUAUGCAGAUGCAGUGGAGAUAUUUGCCAUACUGUUCUCCAGUUUUGGUCUCUUGGUAGCGCUGUUUGUUUCUUAG